UUUUACAUCCAUCAACUUUGAGUAUAUUUUAUUAAUAGUGUUCGACUAAUGUGUAAUCAGACUUAAAAAAAAUUAUAAAAAUAAACAUUUUAAUCACUAUUAUAGAUAUAUAGUAUUUGUGUCUUAAUUAAUACAGCCAUAUUUUAGUUAUUAUUUUUAGAAUAGGUAGUUAAGAGAAGUAAAUCAUAUUAUGGAAGACAAAAAAUUAAAAAUAUUAGUUUGCUGUGGCGUAAAAGGACAAUUUAGAGCAUUUAUUAAUCAUAUUGAAGGACUAUUUUCUAAAAAAGGAUCAUUUGAUUACGUGUUUUGUAUUGGAGAUUUUUUUGGGGACGAUGAUUCAGACUCUAAUAAAGAAUGGGAACAAUUUAUAAACACAAACAAAAUUGUUUCAGUUCCUGUGUAUAUAUUAGGACCAAAUAAGAAACAACAUGAAAAGUAUUAUCACAAUUUAAAAAAUCAACAAUUGGCUCCAAAUAUAUAUUACUUAGGUAAACAUGGAGUUUUCACUACAACUGAUGGAUUAAAAAUUGGUUAUGUCAGUGGUAUCCAAAGCAGUAGUAAAUCAAAUAAUGAAGAAUUCAUGUUCAAUUAUGAUUCUCUAGUACAAUUUAAAGAUUCAUGUCAUAGAUCUGGUCAUGUUCCUUUGGAUAUUUUGUUGACAUCGCCUUGGCCAACUGAUAUUUGUAAUAAAGAACGUGUAGAAGGGAGUAUAAAGGACAAUUUAUUAGAUAAGAAUCUAGAAGCGCCAUUGUUGUCAUGGAUUGCAGAUAAUUUAACUCCGCGCUAUCAUUUUGCAGGAAUGCAAGGAUUUUUUUAUCAACGUAGUCCAUACAAAAAUCAUAAUAGUAAUGUCAUAACACGGUUUGUUGGCAUUGGUGAUUAUUAUAAAAAUAAGCACAGUAAGCAAAAAUGGUUGUAUGGUUUUGUCAUAUCACCUGGAAGUAUACAACACAAAAUGGAUUAUACUGUAACUGAUUCUCCAUACAUAACUGAUACAUCCCAAUAUACCAUUGGUUCUGCACCUAAUAUAAAGCAAUACUUUUAUAAUACCGAAUUAAACAAAAAUUCUAAUAACUUUGUACCUCACAAAAAAAGAAAAUAUGAUGGACCUACAUCACAUAAAGCACUAGAUAUUGAUGCACAAUCGUGUUGGUUUUGUUUAUCAAGUAAAAAUGUUAGUAAACAUAUGAUCAUUUCUAUCGGAAAUUCGGUAUAUAUAGCUGCAGCUAAAGGUCCUUUAGUCGAGAACCAUAUAUUAUUGAUACCUAUUGAACAUAUUAAAUCACUUGCAAAUGUACCAUCUGCUACAGAAACCGAGAUUAAUUUGUUAAAAAGUUCGAUAAAUCAAUAUUUUGAAAGUAUAAAUCAAGCUGUAGUUUAUUUUGAACGUAGUAUUAUGUCAGCUCAUUUUCAGUUACAAGUAGUACCUGUUUCUAUUGGAGUUGUUGAUCGUCUAGAAAGUGCAUUUAAAAACAAAUUUGAAGACCAUAACUUGAAUUUGGUGGAAUUACCUCCAGCAGCUUCAUUACAACAAAUUGCUAAAAAAAGUAACGGGCAAUACUUCUAUUUGGAACUGCCAAAUGGAAAACGUUUUUAUCAUUGUGCGGCCAAAAAAACGGAUCAACGAUUUCCUAUACAAAUUGCUAGAGAAGUAUUGGCAUCUUCAAAAAUAUUGAAUGUUAAAGAUCGUAUCGAUUGGAAAAAGUGCGAACAAACUGAAAACGAAGAGGCAAAUGGAGUGAUAAAAUUUCGUAAUUCAUUUGCACAGUUUAAUCCAAUUAAAGAUUAAUGAUUAGAAAAUCUGACGAGUGGCUGAAAUAAAUAGUUCCAAAAGUUUUAUUCAAAUCAGCUUCUGAUAAACAAACAUUAAACAAGCAAGGAAGCACACACUUUUUGGUUGAUUUUGAUUUCCAGAUUUGACUACAAUAAUUUAAGAUCGAUAUUGUAUAAAAAAAAAUCACAAUAAAUAUAAUAUGCAAAUUUGUGAUACUAUAUU
Adelges cooleyi (spruce gall adelgid) is the source of this 1996-nucleotide messenger RNA. RefSeq names its product CWF19-like protein 1. The record is from RefSeq and is a predicted model, not a curated record. Gene Ontology annotation, molecular function: RNA lariat debranching enzyme activator activity. Gene Ontology annotation, cellular component: post-mRNA release spliceosomal complex. The transcript has 12 exons. Lineage: Eukaryota; Metazoa; Arthropoda; Insecta; Hemiptera; Adelgidae. Gene Ontology annotation, biological process: mRNA splicing, via spliceosome. The coding region runs from base 191 to 1789 and encodes 532 amino acids.